AUGCAGGCCAUUCCCAGAACCGCCGCGCGCUCUGCGGCGCUGCGCAACGCUGCCCGCCGUGGCUACAGCUCGGCCAGCUCGCCCUACGCCAAGACCAUCGAGAACCUGCGCAUUAACGGCGAGACCAAGGUUAUCUUCCAAGGCUUCACUGGAAAGCAGGGAACUUUCCACGCCCAGCAAGCCAUUGAGUACGGAACCAAGGUUGUUGGCGGAACAAACCCCAAGAAGGCUGGCCAGACACAUCUCGACCUGCCCGUCUUCAAGAACGUCUCCGACGCCGUCAAGGAGACUGGAGCCACCGCCACUGCGCUUUUCGUCCCCCCCCCUCUGGCCGCCGCCGGUAUCGAAGAGGCUCUCCAGGCUGAGAUCCCCCUCGCCGUCUGCAUCACCGAGGGAAUUCCUCAACAUGGUCAGAGCUUAGCCCCACCAUAG
Molecule: messenger RNA, 432 nt
Organism: Trichoderma gamsii
Lineage: Eukaryota; Fungi; Ascomycota; Sordariomycetes; Hypocreales; Hypocreaceae
Product: succinyl-CoA ligase subunit alpha-1
Exons: 4
Coding region: 1-432 (143 amino acids)
Biological process (GO): tricarboxylic acid cycle
Cellular component (GO): mitochondrion; succinate-CoA ligase complex (ADP-forming)
Molecular function (GO): succinate-CoA ligase (ADP-forming) activity; succinate-CoA ligase (GDP-forming) activity
Source: RefSeq, a predicted model, not a curated record